Molecule: messenger RNA, 807 nt
Organism: Fonsecaea erecta
Lineage: Eukaryota; Fungi; Ascomycota; Eurotiomycetes; Chaetothyriales; Herpotrichiellaceae
Exons: 2
Coding region: 1-807 (268 amino acids)
Molecular function (GO): protein binding
Source: RefSeq, a predicted model, not a curated record
AUGCCAAUGCGCGCUUUCGACGACAUGUUCAAACGAUCGUUCAAUACCAGGGAAGGUCGCAUCGUCAAGUCCAAGACCACAAAGACCACAUAUCCCGAACACGUGAAGAAGAAGAUGCAGGACACAGUGGACGCCGGCUCGCCGGUGGCAAGCACACUGACGAGCCCCAUCGUCACCUUGGUGGUGGGUUGUGAGCAGCGUCUCUUCGCUGCCCAUGAAGACGUCCUCUGUCAUUCGCCCUACUUUGCGGCUGCUCUCAAAGGCAACUUCCUUGAAGGCAGCUCGAAGAGGGUGGAAUUGCCUGACGAAGAACCCGAAAUCCUAUCCUGCGUCCUCGAGUUUCUCUACAAGGGUGACUAUUAUCCUCGCUUGCUGCACAACAAGCGCCGAAACACUUGGGAUCUCGAGGAUGCUCAGGACCUCAUAAAAAAUGGUGGCCGCGGAACCCACGCAUCGACAAUCUGUCUCCCUGACGCCGGCGGUGAUGUCUUGAGAGAUACCGUGGUGUACUGCGCUGCCGAGAAGUACGGCUUGGAGGAGCUGAAACGCCUGUGUCUGCGGAAACAGGGGUUACAGUCCGGCAUCCAGGUCGACGUGAUCUUGCGAUCGGCUCGGUAUGCGUACGCGCACACGCCGGAUACGGAGUCGCGGCUCCGCGCUCAUUACCUGGCUCUGAUCAUUCGAAGUCGCAAGACUUUCAAGAGGAGUGGAACCAUGCAGAUGGAGAUGGAGAAUGGGGGCAAAUUGUUUUUCGACCUGUUUGUGGCCAUGUGUAAUCAUAUCGAUGAUAUCGUCGAGAUCAGGUAA